Messenger RNA from Acanthoscelides obtectus, 1593 nucleotides. The record is from the annotation of a GenBank genome assembly. Lineage: Eukaryota; Metazoa; Arthropoda; Insecta; Coleoptera; Chrysomelidae.
ACUUUGAGCGGGGUCGAAUUGUCGGGUUGCGUGAAGCCGGUCUAUCGAUAAAGCCGGGCUUACACGGGUCAAGUAAACGGUUAAGUUGAGCAGUACAGUCAAGUAUUUUUUUCUACUUGCAUCGUCUAAACAACUUCGGUCAAGUAAAGUAGCGACUUGCGUCAAGUGACGAGGCAUGUCAAGUGGUUCGGCACGGUGAACAAGUGACUUACUUGACUGCUACCCCCACUUCACUGGAUCGCCAACUUGACCGUCUACUUUACUAAUGUAAACAGAAAAAGCAAGAGUAAAUAAGUUUUUGCGCAUGGAUUGUGGAUUUGUACUGUGUGUUUCUUCUGCUUUUUUACCCAUUUUGAUCACAGAUAAGCAAAUAAUUUUGGUGAUUUUGAUGUACUACAAAUUGUGAAUUAAGGUGGAACUUGUACAAGAUGAAGUGGUCAUAAGAAGAAACCAUGCAUUUUGUUGAGCUCUAUAGUGAAAAAGAGUGUUUAUGGAUAAAGAGUAGUGUAAAUUAUCGUAAUAAAAACAUGCGAAAAGCAGCUGAAGAGGACAUCGUGAACAGGAUGUAAAAGCAAGGUUUUGGGGUGGCAGAAUUAAAGCAAAGAAUAAAGAAAAUGAGAAAAACCUAUAACCAGGAAGCGUUGAAGGUUAAAAAGUCUAAGAAAUCAGGAGUUAAACCGGAUGAUAUAUACGUUCCAACUGUCAAGUGGUUCCGACAAAUGGAAGAAAUAAUGGAUAGCUGCACAGCUGAGAAUGAAAUGAAAAGCAUAGAGACACAAAUCGCUCCACCUAGCGAAAAUAAACAAGGUCUACUAGAAGAACAAGUCAUUGAAGAACCGUCUCCAAAUCUCUCGCAGACUCCUAUAAGACCUUCGACCAGCAAAACGUGCUCCCGAGUAGAAUCGACUGGUAAAAUAGGUUCGCGAGUAGAAGCAGGAUCAAAAAAUAAAAAAGUACGGAUACAAGCACAAACCGCAGCUAUUGCAGAGGUCCAAAAGUCCAGGAAACAAUAACUUCUGAAUCCAUCAGUGACCAUGAAGUUCAUUGCAGCCAGUUUAAAUAAACUGCCCCCUGCUGAUUCAAUCAUGGCGCAAGGUGAAAUUCAAAGAGUAAUACAAAAAAACGAUUGAAUGCGUUAAAUAAGAGCAGUUCUGUUUCUGAGGCUUCCGCAUUAACUGCAAUUCAAUCACCAACCCUUUCUUGGGAUUCACCUCCUGUAUACAGCACUAAUUACCCGGUCAUGAACGAGGACACAGUUGCAAAUGAUGAUGCUGCUAUAGGAGAUAUUAUAUCGCAAGCAUUGAACUUGACAAACUAAAUGUUACAUUUGAAUUUGUUUGUUUUUUGUUAAGAAGCCUAAAUAAAAUUUUAAAAAUGUUCUAUUAUUAUCUAUUCACAUACCUGUACGAAAUCCUUUAAGCAGUCAUUCACAGUUUCACAAACAAUGGGAAUCAUGAUAGAUAUCGCUGAUUUAUAAACUCGGAAGAGAUGAGAAAGGGUUCUGCAAUUAUUACCAGUUGCUAGGUUAUUCAAGGUUACUUCCAACAUUGUUUCUGGUUUGAUAGCGUCUCACAUAAUAGUGUCCUCUUGUUG